AUGCUGUCCGCCUCAGCUUUGUCGUUCGCCGUGCCCAGCCUGCGCACCAGCGCGGCCUAUGCCGGCUCCCCCUCCUCCGUGCGCUUCGUGUCGCGCACUUACACCCCGUUCGAUCCAAACGAGAAGGCGGCGUACGGGAUGGGAGCGGCCGAAAAGUUCAGCUACGACCCGGAGCACGCGUACGCGUACGUGGCGACGGAGCGCGGCUACAUCAGCGUGAUAGACUACAGCGCCCCCGUCGCCAGCGUCACAUCGCUCGGCGUCAGCCUGGGUAAGGGCCUCACUGCACGGGACCUGCGCCUGUGCGGCGAGAGCCUGUACGUUGUCGUCGGCACCAUCGGCAAGCGCACGGAGCCCGGCGCGCUCCUCGCCUUCAGCAGGGUGACGCGCGCGGCGCCCGCUAGCCUGGCUCAGGUCUGGGAGGUGGGUGUCGGCCCGGGACCGGACAGCCUGCUUCCUUCUCCGGACUGCAAGACAGUGGCGGUCUCCAACCAGGGCAAGGGGCAGUGCACCGGCGGUGUAGUCUGCCAGCUCAUCGACCCCGAGGGGUCCGUCUCCCUGGUGGACGUCGCCACUCGAUCCUCGAAGACGGUGUCCCUUGGCUAUGUCGCCGGGUCGAGCGACAGCGCGCUGCAGGCGGAGGGCGUGCACAUCCCGCUCCCGCUGAACGCGAUGGUGUACUUUGACGACUUCUCAAACAAGAAGAUGGACACGGUCAACUUUGCCGAGGCGCGGCGCAAGUACACGCCCGCCACCAUGCUCGAGCCCGAGGCGCUGGCGUGGGCUCCCGACGGCUCCAAGCUCUUCGCCGCGCUGCAGAUCAACUCGGCCAUCCUGACGGUGGAUGUGGCGACCGCCACCGCCGAGCGCCUCACCCCGCUCGGCCUGCAGGAUUGGGGGGCAAGCGGUGGCACGCAGGGGCUUGACACGGUGCGCGACAACGCAUGCCAGCUGAAGCACGUGCCAGAGUUCAGCACGCUGCGCUCGCCCAGCGCCAUCGAGGCCUUCGAGAUCGAUGGAGAGACGUACCUGAUGACGGCGAGCGGCGGCUCUGAUCUCGAGUACGGCGAGGUCGAGACCGCCAAAAAGUUCAGAAAGCUGCUCGUCGACGUGCCGGGCGGAAGGCCCGAGUUCCACCCAAACUUCCAGGAGCUCACCGCGCCGGGCGGCGGCGCAGACUUCUCCAAGAUCACGACUGCGGUCCGCAACUUUGGCGGGACGAGCAUGCGCCUCUCGAUCGGCGCGGCGGCGGUAGAUGCGGAAACGGUAGAUGCGGAAACGCAGGGGUUCGUACUCCGAGCGUUUGUGCCGGCACUCGAGAGGAGGCGCAUUCGGCGGUACGCGGCCGUCCCCCCGGAGCCCGUCUGGAAGCGGGCUGUCGGGUCCGGGUCGCGCUCCGUGUCAAUCUACCGCGCGUCGGACCUGUCGCUCGUCUGGGACUCGGGCGAGAUCGAGGGCUGCAAGGCCUUCCCGUGGGCGCACAACGGCGAGCAGGAUGACGACUACGCGCUCAUGUACGGUGUUGCGUACAGCCACGCCUCCGCCGGCGGCAAGAAGGACAUCGCGGAGAAGAACACGCUGUCGCCGCCCGCGCUGGACGGCGACGCAUGCCACGACCGCGGCGACGGCAAGCCCGGCCCUUGCCCGUUGGGCAAGACGGUGGAUGAGCGCUCGUGGAAGGACGGGCCAGGCACGCGCACACGCUCGUCGCCCGGCCGGCGCUCUUCACCGCCGGCGGGGGGCGUGACGAGGCGCCGCGUCGAGUCUGUGGCAAUCCUCGACAAGCACCAGUCGCCGUCGGGCGCCGCCGCGGUCAUGUUUGCCGGCGCGCACUCCGGCAGCCUGUCCCUCUACGAGCUCCUCCUGACCAAUGGGUCGCGAUGCGCGCUUCCGGCACCGCCGCCGCCGACGUCGCCGCCGAUCGAGACGCCGCCGCCGCCACCCGCGCCGCCGCCGCCGCCGCCGCCGCCCUCGCCGCCGCCGCCGCCGCCGGUGCAGAUGUGGUGGCUAUCCUCUCCGACGCCGCCGCCGCCACCGCCGCCGCUGCUCCAGCCCCCUGUCCCGGAGGAGACCUCCCUCUCGCUGAGCCUGGUCGAGAUCCUCGGCGGUGUGGCUCUGGGCCUCGCGCUCUUGGCGGUGCUGCGCCGCGUCCUCUGCGGGGGCGGCGGGAAGAAGCAAGCCCAGGCGGCGCCGCCGUCCGAUGCGGCCGAGUGGAAGGCGCCGAACAGCUUCACCGACAGCGAUCGGCGGCACGCCAAGACGUCCGGCUUCUCCAUGUAG
This is a messenger RNA of Emiliania huxleyi CCMP1516, 2280 nucleotides long. RefSeq lists its product as hypothetical. The transcript is spliced from 17 exons. Lineage: Eukaryota; Haptophyta; Isochrysidales; Noelaerhabdaceae. The record is from RefSeq and is a predicted model, not a curated record. Gene Ontology annotation, molecular function: protein binding. Bases 1 to 2280 code for a protein of 759 amino acids.